This is a messenger RNA of Symphalangus syndactylus (siamang), 5040 nucleotides long. It is a transcript of the gene SERPINA10, whose product is annotated as serpin family A member 10. Gene Ontology annotation, biological process: blood coagulation. The record is from RefSeq and is a predicted model, not a curated record. Gene Ontology annotation, molecular function: serine-type endopeptidase inhibitor activity. Lineage: Eukaryota; Metazoa; Chordata; Mammalia; Primates; Hylobatidae.
GAAGGUUCUGGGCUGCAAAGCUGAAGCUUUGGUUUCUGCUCUGAAUGAAGGACCUUUCCAGGACCCAAGGCCACACACUGGAAGUCUUGCAGCUGAAGGGAGGCACUCCUUGGCCUCCACAGCCGACCACAUGAAGGUGGUGCCAAGCCUCCUGCUCUCCGUCCUCCUGGCACAGGUGUGGCUGGUACCCGGCUUGGCCCCCAGUCCUCAGUCGCCAGAGGCCCCGGCCCCUCAGAACCAGACCAGCAGGGUAGUGCAGGCUCCCAGGGAGGAAGAGGAAGAUGAGCAGGAGGCCAGCGAAGCGAAGGCCGGUGAGGAAGAGAAAGCCUGGCUGAUAGCCAGCAGGCAGCAGCUUGCCAAGGAGACUUCAAACUUUGGAUUCAGCCUGCUGCGAAAGAUCUCCAUGAGGCACGACGGCAACAUGGUCUUCUCUCCAUUUGGUGUGUCCUUGGCCAUGACAGGCUUGAUGCUGGGGGCCAAAGGGCCGACCGAAACUCAGACCAAGAGAGGGCUCCACUUGCAGGCCCUGAACCCCACCAAGCCCGGGCUCCUGCCUUCCCUCUUUAAGGGACUCAGAAAGACCCUCUCCCGCAACCUGGAACUGAGCCUCACACAGGGGAGUUUUGCCUUCAUCCAUAAGGAUUUUGAUGUCAAAGAGACCUUCCUCAAUUUAUCCAAGAGGUAUUUUGAUACAGAGUGUGUGCCUAUGAAUUUUCGCAAUGCCUCACAGGCCAAAAGGCUCAUGAAUCAUUACAUUAACAAAGAGACUCAGGGGGAAAUUCCCAAACUGUUUGAUGAGAUUAAUCCUGAAACCAAAUUAAUUCUUGUGGAUUACAUCUUGUUCAAAGGGAAAUGGCUAACCCCAUUUGACCCUGUCUUCACCGAAGUCGACACUUUCCACCCGGACAAGUACAAGACCAUUAAGGUGCCCAUGAUGUAUGCUGCAGGCAAGUUUGCCUCCACCUUUGACAAGAAUUUUCGUUGUCAUGUCCUCAAACUGCCCUACCAAGGAAAUGCUACCAUGCUGGUGGUCCUCAUGGAGAAAAUGGGUGACCACCUCGCCCUUGAAGACUACCUGACCACAGACUUGGUAGAGACAUGGCUCAGAAACAUGAAAACCAGAAACAUGGAAGUUUUCUUUCCGAAGUUCAAGCUAGAUCAGAAGUAUGAGAUGCAUGAGCUGCUUAGGCAGAUGGGAAUCAGAAGAAUCUUCUCACCCUUUGCUGACCUUAGUGAACUCUCAGCUACUGGAAGAAAUCUCCAAGUAUCCAGGGUUUUACAAAGAACAGUGAUUGAAGUUGAUGAAAGGGGCACUGAAGCAGUGGCAGGAAUCUUGUCAGAAAUUAUUGCUUAUUCCAUGCCUCCUGUCAUCAAAGUUGACUGGCCAUUUCAUUUCAUGAUCUAUGGAGAAACCUCUGGAAUGCUUCUGUUUCUGGGCAGGGUGGUGAAUCCAACUCUCCUAUAAUUCAGGACAUGCAUAAGCACUUCGUGCUGCAGUAGAUGCUGAAUCUGAGGUAUGAAACACACACAGGAUACCAGCAAUGGAUGGCAGGGGAGAGUGUUCCUUUUGUUCUUAACUAGUUUAGGGUGUUCUCAAAUAAAUACAAUAGUCCCCACUUAUCUGAGGGGGAUACAUUCAAAGACCCCCAGCGGAUGCCUGAAACGGUGGACAGUGCUGAACCUUAUAUAUAUUUUUUCCUACACAUACAUACCUAUGAUAAAGUUUAAUUUAUAAAUUAGGCACAGUAAGAGAUUAACAACACUAAUAACAACAUUAAGUAAAAUGAGUUACUUGCACGCAAGCACUGCAAUACCACAACAGUCAAACUAAUUACAGAGAAGGCUACUAAGUGACUCAUGGGCGAGGAGCAUAGACAGUGUGGAGACAUUGGGCAAGGGGAGAAUUCACAUCCUGGGUGGGACAGAGCAGGACAAAGCAAGAUUUCCAUCCCACUACUCAGAAUGGCAUGCUGCUUAAAACUUUUAGAUUGUUUAUUUCUGGAAUUUUUCAUUUAAUGUUUUUGGACCAUGGUUGACCAUGGUUAACUGAGACUGCAGAAAGCAAAACCAUGGAUAAGGGAGGACUACUACAAAAGCAUUAUAUUGAUACAUAUUUUUUAAGAUGUUUGUGCAAUCUGGUAUUUUAAGCUUGUUUCUAAGAACCUUAGUUAUUUGGCUAAAGACUAGCUGGGUAGAAUAUCUUUUCUCUGUUGCUCACAUAUUUGGAUUUUUAAAAAGUUAUAGAUGAGAACGCUAUGUCAAGAUGAAGCCUUUGGGAGGAAGACAUGUACACAUUCUCCUUGAGUCAUGUGCUUCUCUCUCUUUCCUUCUCUCUGGUGCAAAAUAAGUGUUUUAUUUUAAUCUAUUAUGGAGUUAUUUCUUGCUGACUGACAUCAGAAGAAAAUAGCUCUAACCAGUCCUGAUCACAGCAUCUGCUUCCAUGGUGCAUCAAAUCGCUUGGCAGAGGCACUGGCUGAACCACAGAUCAUCUAGUUCAAUACCUUCAUUUUACAAAGGAAGGAAAGAGGGACCCAGAAACAGGUCCACAUUCUUACUUUCAUGGGCCCUAGGCACGUUUAACCUCAUAGACUCCUCCUUCCUUCAUGAAGAUAUGGCUGCAUUGGUAGAAAGAUGAAAAUAUUCGUCUUUCAAAGUUGCAUAUCUAGCUUCAAAGUUAUAAGUCUAGCAUAUGGCAAUAAGCAAAACACCUUCAUGGGCCCUUACAAUACUGUCGGCCUUGGGCACUGUGUCUUCUGCAUCUAGUGGAUAAGUCAUACCUUAUAUUCCCAUACAGUGGGACAAAACACUUGUCCAAGGUCUUCCAGUGUGGCAGUGGCAGAGUCAGAGGCCUACCUUUCCUGACUCUAGUCCCCAAGCCCUUUUUACUCUUCCUUCCAUAUAAAAUAUCUGAUGCAGACCAGGUAAACAGCAUGCACUACAGCUACCCAUGAGGGUUAAACAGAAUAUAAGCACGAACUUUGUCCCAGGGUGAAAAGGAAAAUCGUAAAUAUCCCUGAUGUUCCUUAGGCAGUCAUUUUCUGUCACAGAAACAGAAAAGACUAUAUUCAGAGAAUCCUGAAUAAAGCUAAUUUACAGUGUCAACUAUGUGAACUAAAUGCCUAAUUGCAUUUCUGUCUGUCUGCUAUCUAAUGUUUAAAAAAACCUAAAAUUCAUUUAUUGAUUAGUUGUUUAAUAUAAUUCAGAGUAAUGUGAAUACGUAAUAAUAUUAAUAUGCAGUCUAAAUACUGACUUAUGGAAUGAUGAAAAGUCAGUAUUUAGACUGCAUAUUAAUAUAAUAAAAUUCAUUCCUGUAUUCAUUCCAAGAGUAGUAAUUGACACUUAUGAAGUGACAGGCAAUUCUAGGCCCUAGAGGGCCAAAGACAGAGGACUAACUCUAACUGACAUUCUUAAGUCACCUUGUUUGUGUUCAAUUAGUCAGAUUUGUUUGUGGAAAAAUAGUAGAAAGAGGAAUAAAGUAGAAUCCAGUCAAAUUUCCCACUUUUAAGAGAUGAAAUCUGGAAAAAUAAGUCUGUGAGAGCACAAUACUCACUGAAAUCAAUAUGGCCAAACCCAGUAAUAAAAAGGUACCUUAUUAUCGAAGGAUUCAUAUAGCAUGCAGAUAAAAAACUCCUGCCUUCUUCCCACCACAUACACUGCAAAGCAACAACAGCAUAAUAAUUGUACUUAAUAUACUACUCUUUAAGGUAGAAAAUGGACCUAUUCUAUAUUUUAAAUAUACUGUUUAAUGUUCCCCCACAUUUGCUUUAAGAAGUUCCUAAGACAGUUUCAGAUUUCCCAAGUACACAGGCAUGACAGAAAAACGCAGACCAAUAAAAAAUGUAACUUACCUUACACAAAUACACACACACAAAUUCAGGGUUUCCCACUGAGCGGGGGAAAUCUUAACAUUGUACAAGUCUUCAUGAUAUAUGUGUCGAGUUUUUGUUUUUGUUUUUGUUUUGAGACGGAGUCUUGCUCUGUCACCCAGGCUGGAGUGCAGUGGCGCGAUCUCAGCUCACUGCAACCUCCACCUCCCGGGUUCAUGCCAUUCUCCUGCCUCAGCCUCCCGACUAGCUGGGACUACAGGUGCCCGCCACCACGCCCGGCUAUUUUUUUGUAUUUUAAGUAGAGAUGGGGUUUCACUGUGUUAGUCAGGAUGGUCUUGAUUUCUUGACCUCGUGAUCUGCCUGCCUCGGCCUCCCAAAGUGCUGGGAUUACAGGCAUGAGCCACCACGUCCGGCCAAGUGUCGAGUCUUAAAAAUUGUUCCUACACAGACACACUCAACCACACAUUCUCACAUAUACAUGCUGUAACAACUGAGAACAGGUUACUGACUUAAUCUAAUUCAUUUUAUCCUCAUUGUAAAACUUCUACUCCAGCUGAAGAGCCUGUUUCAUUUCAAUUCAAAGAUUUCUCAUAUAUCCACUAAUUGUACGGCAAAACUGACUCAUCUCCAGACUAAGAUAUUCAAGCUCAGGAAGUCAAAUAAUAGAAAUGAUUUUUUAAAUGUGUAUGAGGUUAUAAAGAAAAAUUUUAUGUGCUCCUUAUUUAACCUCUAUUAAGUAAAAUCCUUUAUAGACCUAUCUCCAUUUCUGCAGUAAAAGUGAGCUCUACAGUUAGCUUGUAAGGCUAACUAGUGAAAUUCUUGGACUUGUUCUUAAAAAUGCAAGUUUUAGUAAUUGACAAAAUGAUGAUGAAGAUGUCCCUUGUCACUACAGCUACAGAUCGAGGGAGAUUUUUCUUUGCCAUACAACUAGCUUAAAGGAUUAAUUUGAUAAGUUGUUAAACUGAGAACUUUCACAAAAGCAUCCAUCUUGUUUUUGAUAUAAAUGGAGAUACAUGUAGUUAUUCAUAAAUGUCACUAAUUUGCUGUUUAUCCUGUUUCUAUAUAUCUGUCCUUGAGAGUAUAAUUUUAAUAAAUAUUUCAAAGAUUUUAGGAAAUGUCAUGUUCUGUUAAAAAACUUCCAAAAGGAAUUUUGAUGAACAGUUUUGAUAACUUAGUACUAACUAGGACUAAGACUGCAAUUGACUGCUCUACA